Molecule: messenger RNA, 1023 nt
Organism: Plasmodium cynomolgi strain B
Lineage: Eukaryota; Apicomplexa; Aconoidasida; Haemosporida; Plasmodiidae
Product: CYIR protein
Exons: 2
Source: RefSeq, a predicted model, not a curated record
GAUUUAUUUUUAAAUGGUUCAUCUAAAUAUGGAUUAUAUAAUAAAUUUACUAGGGAUGAUAUUUAUGAUGUAGAUACUCGUUAUUGCAAGUUACAUAAAAGUAAUCUUAAUGUAAACCAAGACAUUUAUAAUCUAUGUAAAAUGUAUGAAAAAAAUUUAGGAGAAUUACCAAAAAUUAUGAAAACCGAAGAAGAUAGCAAACAACACUGCAGAUAUUUAACAUUUUGGAUAAAUGAUCGUAUAAGAAAUAAUUUUAAAACUCAUAACGUUCCUAUGGUCAAACAAAAUAUUAUUAUUCAAAAAUUUUUAUCUGUAUCACACUUGGUAAAUAAAGAUUUAUCUGAUAAUCAGUGUAAAUAUAUACAUAAUCGUAACAUUGAUUUUGGAUUAUGGAAAAAUUGGAAAGAUUUAUAUGAUUAUAUUAGAAAUAAAGAUAAUAUUCCAGGUAAAAUUAAAUCUAAUGAGAGAUUAUGCAAAAUAUAUCAAGAGUACUAUGCUCAUAUAGAGAAUAUAUAUGAGAAUUAUAAAAAUGAAUGCUGUCCAACAGAAAUUAGAAAGUGUCCUAAAGGUAUUCAUUUUAAUGAAUGGUGUAGUGAGAAUAACAUUUUAACAAAAUUAGAAUGUGAGUACUCGCAAAAAGUUACAGAAGAUCUUGAAGAAUCUUCAAAAAUCGAUUCUGCACAUCCAGCGGGGGAAGAAGAUUCGAGGACUAAUUCUGCCAUUGCAGAAAUUGCAUUAUACUCUCAAGGUCGUUCAAUCCAUAAUGGAGAUAUAACGUCAGAUAAAACAAAUGAUUACAUUAUUCCUUCAGUUGUUUUUUCUGUUGUCGCAGCAUCUUCAUUGCUUUUCCUGUUGUAUAAAUUUACUACCGUUGGAAGUAUGAUAAAUAGUAAAAUACUUCGAAGAAAAAUAAAUAACAAUAAUUUUAAUGAACACACGCUAAGCUUUCUGUCUGAUUAUCCAGAUAAUAUACAUUUCGACUCACGUAACGAUGGAUUCCAUGUAUCUUAUCAACCAGAUUGA